Molecule: messenger RNA, 3106 nt
Organism: Parasteatoda tepidariorum (common house spider)
Lineage: Eukaryota; Metazoa; Arthropoda; Arachnida; Araneae; Theridiidae
Gene: Strip
Product: striatin interacting protein
Biological process (GO): cytoskeleton organization
Cellular component (GO): cytosol
Source: RefSeq, a predicted model, not a curated record
AAGUAGGCGGAAACGUUAUUGAGCAGUUGCCCUCUGUUGGCGUAACUUCUAAUUUGGCGAAAAUAAAUAAAUAAGCCAUAAGAAAUAUAGUAAAUAGUAGUUUGUGUCAGGUUUUACGAUGAAUAAGAUAUAAUUAAACAUUUUAUUUUAUUUAUUAUUCAAAUGAUCAGUUAAAACAUUUACAGAGACAUUUUAAAAACUAAUAUUUUAUGAUGUGAAACAUUCGAUUGUCGUGUUCAUUUUAACUAAACCAUUAAACUAAAAUUUAUGAGAGAAGUGGUAUAGAAUUAAUUUGCAAUCCUGGCGGAUAACGAUAAAUUUGUUACUUAUCCGGGGGCUUAUCAGCCCUCAAAGAUGAAUUUAUCUGAGUCCCCGGAUUUAGAUUUCAAGUACAGUGAUACUGAUGAACAUGGGAAUGAAAUAGCUGAACUAUACAGCUAUACCGAGGAACCAGAAUUUUGCUUGCAGAAAAAAGCAUUUGAAGACUUGAUGUCUGAUUUUGGCUUACCAGUUCGAUGGACAGAUAUGACUAAUGAUCAAAUGGAAAAAGCAAUAUUGCAUCUGCUUGAUUAUAUAGAGAUGUCACAGCGGACAACUCGUAUGCAAGCAGCUAGAGCUGUUCUCUAUUUGGUGCAGGGUGGUUUUGGUGAAUGUCUUGUGAUUGAAGGUCAAUAUUCAAUGGCUAAAAAAAAUGUAGUUCUGCUUUAUAGAUACGGUGUCUUCAACACAUUCGUGCAACUACUCAAUAUGGAAAUCGAAAACAGCAGCGCUGCUACUUCUGCUUUAAGGAAACCGGCUGUUUCUUUAGGUGAUAGUAUUGAUCUGCGUAUAAUUUUGAAUGUUUUGUAUACUUUUGUGGAGGUAAUGCGAGUUUUGAAUGACGAAGACUAUUUGAAGAUUAGAGAGACUUUUGUUGAAGAACUAGCAUCACCUCUGAGUGGAGAACUUCUUGCUCAUACACUUUUCCAAAUGGUUACAAGGUUUUGUUCUGGGAAUGCUCCACAUUUUCCAAUUAAGAAGAUUUUACUGCUUUUAUGGAAAACAAUAUUGGUGUCUUUAGGUGGGUAUGAAGUUUUAAUAGAGACUAAAAACACCAAUCGUCAGAAAGCAAACCUGGAUCCGGUACCUGAUGAUACCAUUCAAGUGACUAGGACAAUGAGAGCUGCUUCUCCACCGGCAUCAGCAGCAGAUCUGAUAGAAGCUCAGCAGCAAAGAAAAAACACCAGACCAUUCAAGAGACAAAGUUUAAUUAAACAGAGCAGCAUGGAUGACUCAAUGGCCUAUCAAGAUUUGGAUUCUGAUAAUAAUUCAGAUGACAUUAUGAGAUACAUUGAAGAACAGGAAGGGGUUGAAGAUGAGUAUAGACCACCCACUCCACGUCCAUCAACACCUCUGCCCACUGCCCUCGGUGAUCAAGAGGCUGAACUACAAAAUAAAGGUCUUCCUUGGGUUCCAAAAGUGCGUCCAAAAGAUAUUGAUGCUUUCCUGGAUCACACCCGUAUGAAAUUUAUCGGAUAUUCGCUAAAUAAUGAUCAGACAAGUUUAGCAGGAUUGCCACUGCCUAUACAUGAAGGUCUAAAAGUUCUAAAACAGCAUGUGUAUAUUUCAUUAUCUGAUGUCCAAAUUAAACAAGAAGAAGAAAAUGCUAAAUUGCCAUUAUCUAGGAAAGACAUAAUCAUUCCAGAAACCAGAGUAGAAGUUUUAUACCGUUCUAUCCUACCAAGCUUACCCCAAUUCAUGAUAGCUCUUUUAAAAAUACUGCUUGCAGCUGCUCCUACUUCAAAAGCCAAAACGGAAUCUAUCAAUAUAAUGGCUGAUGUUUUGCCGGAAGAAAUGCCAAUGACAGUCAUCCAGUCACUAAAGUUAGGAAUUGAUGUGAAUAGACAUAAAGAAAUAAUUGUAAAAGCAAUAUCAGCCAUCAUUCUCUUGCUUUUGAAACAUCUAAAAAUAAAUCAUGUUUAUCAGUUUGAAUACAUGAGCCAACAACUUAUGUUUGCCAACUGCAUCCCUCUUGUCUUAAAGUUUUUCAACCAAAAUAUCAUGUCUUAUGUUGGAGCAAAAAAUACCAUAACAGUUAUAGAUUUUCCAGCCUGUGUGAUUGGUGAACAACCAGAAUUAAGUGAAGAAACUUUAGAAAUGGGAGACCAAUUACCGUAUUGUUGGCGAAAUUUAUUCUCCUGUAUAAAUUUAUUACGCCUUUUAAAUAAACUCACUAAGUGGAAACAUUCUCGCAUAAUGAUGCUUGUUGUUUUUAAAUCUGCUCCCAUCCUCAAACGAGCUCUGAAAGUGAAGCACGCUAUGAUGCAGCUCUAUGUCUUAAAGCUACUGAAAAUGCAGACAAAAUAUCUAGGAAGACAAUGGCGAAAGAGCAAUAUGAAAACUAUUUCUGCAAUUUAUCAAAAAGUUCGCCACAGAUUAAAUGAUGAUUGGGCUUAUGGAAAUGAUCUUGAUGCAAGACCAUGGGACUUCCAAGCUGAAGAAUUUGCUCUUCAAGCGAGCAUCAAUCGUUUUCAUAACAGGCGUUACGAUCGAUCUGGAUCUUUAAUAGCUCUCGAUCCUGAUUACCAACCAGUGGACAACAACGUUUUAAGUGUGUUAGGUAGGGAGAUCGAACUCACUGAUGAAUUUAAAUACCACUACGAGAGCUGGCUGAAAAGGGAAGUUUUUCAGCUUUCCACUGACUGGGAUCAACUUUUAACUGUUCAGUAUAUGUGAUGUUUUAGCUAUAAAUUAUUAUAUUAGGUUUUGCUGCUACUGUACCUUUGAAUAAAGUAUUAUUUACUGCUACUGAUAGUUUACAUUAAAGCCUUUUUUUUAUACAAAAUAUCAUUUGAUGAGACAGGCUGUAAACUGAUAUAUUUUCAUUUGUAACUUUUUACCAUCUCAUCUCACAUGAUCGCUUUGCUAAGGAUACUCAAACUAUAGUUUGGUAACCUUCCUUAUCAUUUGGAUGCUUUGUAUUUUAUGAACUGAAAAAGAAUUAAAAUUUUUUUUUAAAAAUAAUGCCAGUGAAUUGCCUUUAUUCUUAGGUAUAGUACCCGCAAAUAAAAGUCUUGUUUUAAAUUAUUAAUUGUUUGUUUUUCAAUAAAUGUUUUUGCACCUCUUA